Molecule: messenger RNA, 897 nt
Organism: Rotaria sp. Silwood1
Lineage: Eukaryota; Metazoa; Rotifera; Eurotatoria; Philodinida; Philodinidae
Source: the annotation of a GenBank genome assembly
AUGGUGCAAUCUAUGGAAUAUUUUUCAUAUUUACAAAAUUAUUUAUUUGAAAAUAAUCCAUCAAGUAAUUCUUCGUGUCCAACUUCACCUGUUAAAUGGUGUUUUAAUGAUAUUGAUGAAUAUAAAUUUUGCAUUCGAAAUCCUACACUUAUUCCAUUAUAUAUUUUGGCUUUAUCAAUUGGUCUUUAUUGUUCUAAAAAAAUUUCUAAGUUACCUGGAAAAUUUCCAACACGAUGGCUUUAUCAAUUAACAUUUUUUCUAUAUGGUAUGAUGAUGACAUCAGCUGGUAUAUUACAUUGUUUUUUGGGUGAUCCACAAAAAUUAUCACAUACUCUUCAAAAUAACGAUACCGAUUCAAUUCUACUUAUACAAUUACUUUUUGUGAUUAUUGAUGUUGGUUUAACAACAAGUAUUGCAGUUAGUUUUCUCUUUUGUGGUUUAUGUGAUAUUAAUUUUUUAAAUCCAAAAUCAAAUUGUACACGUUUUCUACUCAUGAGUUCAUAUUUCACUGUUUUCGUUUUAUGGACUCUAGGAAUAUUCAAGCAAUGGCCUUGGAUAGGUAAUGUUCUUUAUACUGGAGUUAUAUCAGUUUGUUGUUUUAUUUAUUUACUUACCCAAUUAUGUAUUAAACAAAAUCGUCGUGCUUUACCUGCUCUUGUUGUUGGUGGAAUCUAUGGAGCUGUUGGUUUACUUCUUGCAUCAUUUGGUGCUGAGCGUGUUUGUAAAUCCGAAGGUCCAUUUUGGUCACAAUAUUUUGGACCAGAAUUUCUUUGGUGUCUAUUUUCGGACAUUAGUGUGGCAUUUAUAUUUCUAUAUGUUAUACGAGCUAAUCGAGAAAAAGAAGUUAUUAUCAAGAAAUAUCCUGUUGAUAUCGAAAAAAAUCCUGAAAAAUUUUAA